AUGAUAAGCGGCCCCAAGAACCCUAGUUUGUUGUCGGUGUCGUUUUGACUUUUGUCUCCUCAAAAUAAAACUCACAUCUCUGUUUUCUUCCUCAUUUUCCCAUUUCCCAAUAUGCACUCAUCCUCUUCACAUUGAUUCUUUCAUCUUUGAAGCUCUCUAAGGAGCGCUUCCAUUUUCUCACACCCUUUCUCACCAGUAACCCAAUUACUCUCCACCUCCACUAAGAAUUUUUUCCUGUUCAUUAUUAUGAAGUGUAGUGAGUGCUACUUGCGUUGAAUUGCAUAUGUUGGCGAAAACUUGUGAAAAAGGGGAUGGAUCUAAGUCCCUGGGUAAGAUACUGGCAAGAUGGAGGGAAUAUAAUGCCCAACUUGAAGCCUCCUGCAACGACGGAGACAAGCCUGUUCGAAAAGUUGCAGCUAAGGGAUCGAAGAAAGGGUGUAUGAAAGGUAAAGGAGGGCCUGAAAACUCGCGGUGUAACUAUAGAGGUGUUAGGCAGAGGACUUGGGGGAAAUGGGUUGCUGAAAUCCGCGAGCCUAACCGAGGGAGUAGGCUAUGGCUAGGUACUUUUCCAACUGCCAUUGGUGCUGCUUUUGCUUAUGAUGAAGCAGCCAGGGCAAUGUAUGGUUCUUGCGCUCGUCUCAACUUUCCUAAUGUUUCGGUUCCCAGAUUCUCCGAGGAAUCUUCAAACGAUUCUCCAGAUGCAAAUCACUCUGGUUCCUCAAUGACAGUAUUGACAAAUACUGAAUCCAUGAUAAUACCAAAUAACUCAGGGAUAGGAGGUGACGACGAUACUGAUAUGGAACCUGUUUCCUUAUCCGUAAGCGUCAAACAGGAGAAUGAGGAAGGUGAAUCAGGAUAACUUUGUUCCUUCCUUCUUGUUCAUGAUGUACAUUUUGCAUGCUGUGAUUUCGAUAUGGCAUGUAUAUUUAGCUCUUGUACUGCUAAUUAUCAACUUAGGAGUAAUGAACCUUGAUGUUUAGACUUGUAGAUUUGCAAUUGUAAUUUGCAAAACUAAAAUGAACUUGGUUGGAAAGUGGCCUUAUGCACUCUUGAUAAGUCAAGUUUUACCUUAUAAGAUAUGAAAUGUAUUCUACAUUUCUUCGACA
Trifolium pratense (red clover) is the source of this 1106-nucleotide messenger RNA. RefSeq names its product putative dehydration-responsive element-binding protein 2H. The record is from RefSeq and is a predicted model, not a curated record. Gene Ontology annotation, biological process: positive regulation of DNA-templated transcription; response to stress. Gene Ontology annotation, cellular component: nucleus. NCBI's taxonomy places the organism in Eukaryota, Viridiplantae, Streptophyta, Magnoliopsida, Fabales, Fabaceae. Gene Ontology annotation, molecular function: DNA-binding transcription factor activity; transcription cis-regulatory region binding. Bases 284 to 859 code for a protein of 191 amino acids. The transcript is spliced from 2 exons.